AAGCAGAUGGUUAUAUUUAUACCCACACAGACAAACAGACAGGCUGCAGGAUCCACAGACAUGGUGUUUCAAAGAACCAGGUAGAAGCCUCCUGGGCUCCAGUUAACAACAAGGCACAGCAGGGUAGCUGAGAUCAGACAGAACCUGAAACCUCUGUCACAGGUCUGAGAAAAUUAUACAGUGCAAGAGCUGCUACACCUCUGUGAACAACUGCAGACGGUAGUGAGCUACAAGAUCCAGACUGUGUAGAAACCAGAUUAUUUGGACCAGAAGAGUCCAAAUUAGCUCGAACCCCUGGAGCUGUUGGAAAGGCGCAAAGGAGAGUCGACAUGCCUGCCUCAGGAGGGACGGAUCCAAAGGGAGAAGAUUUCUCGACUGCUAUCCUGAAGCAGAAACACAGGCCCAACAGACUUAUUGUGGAUGAAGCUCUAAAUGAAGACAACAGCAUUGUCAGCUUAUCCCAGAAUAAGACGGAGGAGCUGCAACUCUUCCGGGGGGACACAGUGGUGUUGCGGGGGCGGAAGCGUCGCCAAACAGUGUGCAUCGUUCUGACUGAUGACAGCUGUGCAGAUGAGCGGAUCCGCAUGAACCGUGUGAUACGCAACAACUUGCGUGUCCGGCUUGGUGAUAUCAUCAGUAUCCAUGCCUGUCCUGAUGUGAAGUAUGGGAAGCGGAUCCAUGUCCUCCCUAUAGAUGACACCAUUGUGGGUCUGACAGGGAACCUCUUCGAGGUCUUCCUCAAACCGUACUUCCUGGAGGCUUACCGACCUGUACACAAAGGUGACAUCUUCCUGGUGCGAGGGGGCAUGCGAGCGGUGGAAUUCAAGGUGGUGGAAACUGACCCUACCCCUCACUGCAUUGUUGCCCCAGACACCAUCAUCCACUGUGAAGGAGAGCCAAUCAAAAGAGAGGAUGAAGAGGAGAGUCUUAAUGACAUCGGCUAUGAUGACAUCGGAGGUUGUCGAAAGCAGCUGGCCCAGAUCAAAGAGAUGGUGGAGCUGCCUCUCAGACACCCUGCCCUCUUCAAGGCUAUCGGAGUUAAGCCUCCAAGGGGAAUCCUGCUAUAUGGCCCCCCAGGCACUGGAAAAACCCUUGUGGCCCGGGCUGUGGCCAACGAAACUGGUGCCUUCUUCUUCCUUAUCAAUGGUCCCGAGAUCAUGAGUAAGCUGGCAGGAGAGUCAGAGAGCAACCUGAGGAAAGCUUUUGAAGAAGCAGAGAAAAACGCCCCAGCCAUCAUCUUUAUUGAUGAGCUGGACGCCAUUGCACCCAAGAGAGAGAAGACACACGGUGAGGUGGAGAGGCGGAUAGUUUCCCAGCUCCUGACUCUGAUGGAUGGCCUCAAGCAAAGAGCUCAUGUUGUUGUCAUGGGAGCCACAAACCGACCCAACAGCGUGGAUCCUGCUCUAAGACGCUUUGGCAGGUUCGACCGUGAGAUAGACAUUGGAAUCCCAGAUUCAACUGGCAGACUGGAAGUCCUGCAGAUCCACACGAAAAACAUGAAACUGGCCGAAGAUGUGGACCUGGAGAGGAUCGCGGCAGAGACCCACGGCCAUGUGGGGGCCGACCUAGCUGCCCUGUGCUCAGAAGCUGCUCUGCAAGCCAUCCGCAAGAAGAUGACUCUCAUAGACUUAGAGGACGACUCCAUCGAUGCUGACCUGCUCAACUCAUUGGCUGUCACCAUGGAUGACUUCAAAUGGGCACUAGGACAGAGUAACCCCUCAGCUCUGAGAGAGACCACAGCAGAGGUACCUCAGGUCAGCUGGGACGACAUCGGAGGACUGUCGGAGGUCAAGAGAGAGCUGCAGGAGCUUGUGCAGUACCCAGUCGAGUAUCCAGAUAAGUUCCUGAAGUUUGGGAUGACCCCGUCCCGGGGAGUGUUGUUCUAUGGCCCCCCAGGUUGUGGGAAGACCCUGCUGGCUAAGGCCAUUGCCAACGAGUGCCAAGCAAACUUUGUUUCCAUUAAAGGACCUGAAAUGCUCACCAUGUGGUUUGGAGAGUCAGAGGCCAAUGUCAGAGAUGUGUUUGAUAAGGCCAGGCAGGCGGCCCCCUGCAUCUUGUUCUUUGACGAGCUAGACUCCAUUGCCAAAUCCAGAGGGGGCGGGGCUGGAGACGCAGGAGGGGCGGCCGACAGAGUCAUCAACCAGAUACUCACAGAGAUGGAUGGCAUGACCAACAAGAAGAAUGUUUUUAUCAUAGGUGCCACAAACAGACCAGACAUCAUAGACCCUGCCAUCCUGCGUCCGGGCCGUUUGGACCAGCUCAUCUACAUCCCCCUCCCGGACAAGCCCUCACGCACGGCAAUCCUAAAUGCCAACCUGCGCAAGUCUCCUGUUGCACGCGAUGUGGAUCUGGAGUACCUGUCUGGCAUAACGGAGGGAUUCUCUGGAGCCGACCUGACAGAGAUCUGCCAGCGCGCCUGCAAGCUCGCCAUCCGUGAGGCCAUCGAGGCAGAGAUCAAGGCUGAGCGCCAGAGGCAGAGCAGACCGGGCAUACCCAUGGAUGAAGACUAUGAUCCAGUCCCAGAGAUCAGGAGGGAUCACUUUGAAGAGGCCAUGCGAUUUGCUCGCCGCUCCGUGAGCGAUAAUGACAUCCGCAAGUAUGAGAUGUUUGCUCAGACUCUGCAGCAGAGCCGAGGUUUCGGAAACUUUAGGUUUCCUUCUGGUUCCCAGUCUGGAGGUCAGGGGUCAGGUCCUGGAGCGGGCGGAUCAAACCUCUACAGAGAUGAAGGCGAGGAUGAUCUCUAUCAGUGACAAAAACUUACAGUCAAGAUCCCCGUUGCCCAGCUGCGUCCGCCCUGCUUGAACAAAUGGAAACAGAUAGUGUGUAGAAAAACACAGGAGGCAAAGGAACAGUGAAAGAGAAAACAUUUAUGGCUAUUCUGCUCUAGUCAUAUUUAAAAUUUUGGAGUAAAAAAAAAAGCAUUAAAUAUGUAACACAGUUGCACUAAGUUCUAUAUUUCUAUCCUGCAAAGCUGAACUGUAAGCUGCAUAGCUUGUUGUAUUAAACUUGUAUAAGU
Myripristis murdjan (pinecone soldierfish) is the source of this 3016-nucleotide messenger RNA. RefSeq names its product transitional endoplasmic reticulum ATPase. Gene Ontology annotation, biological process: autophagosome maturation; retrograde protein transport, ER to cytosol; mitotic spindle disassembly. The transcript is spliced from 18 exons. The coding region runs from base 330 to 2750 and encodes 806 amino acids. Gene Ontology annotation, molecular function: polyubiquitin modification-dependent protein binding; ATP binding; ATP hydrolysis activity. Gene Ontology annotation, cellular component: cytosol; VCP-NPL4-UFD1 AAA ATPase complex; nucleus. The record is from RefSeq and is a predicted model, not a curated record. NCBI's taxonomy places the organism in Eukaryota, Metazoa, Chordata, Actinopteri, Holocentriformes, Holocentridae.